AUGCCUCGUUCUCCCUCACCAUCUCGUUCACCUUCUCCUUCCCUCUCUCGUUCGCCUGCUCGUUCAUACACCAGAUCUGUCUCACCUCGAAGAAGAAGCAUAACGCCAGACGAUGUACCUGUGUCGAAAAGGAAAAGAUCCCCUUCACCAAACCCCCGAGACCGUUCCCCCUCCCCACCAACCCGUCGUCGUCGAAACUCCGUCUCUCCUCCUCCAGCAGGUGUAAGAGGUCCCAAUGACAUAGAUGCCCCCCGAGUGAUGGACAUAGACCCAAAUAGAAGAAGAGCAAGGGAAGCAGCAAUGUUGGAACAAUCCAUUCAAUCCGAAUUAACCAAAUCAAAUGGGAAUGGCGUGGUAGCUGUGAAUGGUGGAAGUGGAAGGGCAGACGAGGUUGCCAAAGCGGAAUUCGCCAAAUUGAUAGGAUCCAGGUCGGGUGGAGCUUAUAUCCCACCGGCGAAGCUUAGAGCAAUGCAAGCUGAAGCUGCGAAAGAUAAGACUUCAACUGAGUUUCAAAGAUUAUCUUGGGAUGCGUUGAAGAAGAGUAUCAAUGGUAUGAUCAACAAGGUGAACGUCUCAAACAUCAAGCAUGUCGUACCGGAAUUAUUCGGUGAAAAUCUAAUCAGAGGAAAAGGUUUAUUCGCAAGAUCAAUCAUGCGGGCUCAAGCCUCCUCGUUACCUUUCACCCCCGUCUUCGCAGCUCUUGUAGCCAUCGUCAAUACGAAGUUACCUCAAGUCGGUGAAUUGGUUCUGAUCAGGUUGAUAAGUCAGUUCAGGAGGGCUUAUAAGAGGAACGACAAGACCGUCUGUCACGCCACAUCGACGUUCAUCGCUCAUCUUUGUAAUCAAUACGUCGCCCAUGAGAUUGUCGCCUUGCAAAUACUGCUAUUAUGUCUAGAUAGACCCACGGAUGACUCGAUCGAGGUAGCAGUAGGGUUCAUGCGGGAAGUCGGAUUGUUCUUAUCUGAAAAUUCACCAAAGGCAAACAACACUGUAUUCGAAAGGUUCAGAGCGGUCUUACAUGAAGGUGCGAUUAGCAAACGAUGUCAAUAUAUGAUCGAAGUCUUGUUCCAAGUUAGAAAAGAUAAAUAUAAAGAUAAUCCAUCUAUACCUGAGGGACUGGAUCUGGUAGAGGAGGAAGAACAGAUCACGCAUAGAGUGACGCUGGAUGAUGAAUUGCAAGUUCAGGAAUCGCUUAACUUGUUCAAAGUUGAUCCGAAUUACCUGGAAAAUGAAAAACGAUACGAAGAAAUCAAGAAAGAGAUACUUGGCGAUUCAGAUGACGAGUCCGGUUCGGAAUCCGGUUCAUACGAUUCUGAAUCGGAUGAUGAUGAAGAUGAAGAUGUGGCACCCGAGAAAGCUGGUAUUGCGGAUAUGACUGAGACGAAUUUGAUCAAUUUGAGAAGAACUAUCUAUCUGACCAUCAUGAACUCGCUCAACUUCGAGGAAGCCGUCCACAAAUUGAUGAAGAUCAAUAUCCCCGACGGAAGAGAGAUGGUCUUAUGCGAGAUGAUAGUCGAAUGUUGUUCUCAAGAACGAUCCUAUUCAAACUUCUAUGGCCUCAUCGGAGAAAGGUUCUGUAAACUCAAUAGAGUCUGGACUGACAAUUUUCAAGAAUCUUUUGCUAAAUAUUACGAUACGAUUCAUCGGUAUGAGACCAACAAAUUACGAAAUAUCGGACGAUUCUUCGGUCAUCUCCUCGCGUCCGAUGCCAUCUCAUGGGGAGUAUUGAGUGUAGUUCACAUGAAUGAAGAAGAGACUACAUCAAGUUCAAGAAUUUUCAUCAAGAUUUUGAUGCAAGAGAUGGUCGAGGAGAUGGGAUUGAAUAGAUUAGUUGAAAGGUUCAAGAUACCCGAUCUCAAAAUGGCUUUCAAUGGAAUGUUCCCUAUGGAUAAUCCUAAGAAUACUCGAUUCUCCAUCAAUUACUUCACUUCAAUCGGUUUAGGAAAAGUAACCGAGGAAAUGAGGACUUAUCUCGCCAAUGCACCGAAAUUGUUGGCUGCUCAACAGGCUGCGAUGUUGGCUGAUGCCUCUUCGUCUUCGGACUCCGAUUCGAGUUCUGACUCGGAUUCAGAUACUACCUCGUCGUCUGAUUCGGACAGCGAUAGUGAUUCCGAUAGUGAUGAUUCGAGACCAAGGAGAAGGAGACGAUAUAGUUCAGAUUCGAGAUCUAGAUCACCACCAGCUAGACGAAGGAGAUAUGCAUCGGAUUCAAGAUCUAGAUCACCGCCACCAAAAAGAAGAGAUAGUCCAUCUAGAUCACCGGUCAGAAGAAGAAGGUACUCAGACGAGAGUGCUUCGCGUUCGCCUCCACCUAGAAGAAGAUAUACACCUUCGCCUUCCAGGAGUCGAUCACCCCCUAGACGGAGAAGGGACAGUGCCAGUCCCAGUCCGCCACCUAGAAGAAGGGAUGAUUCGCCUCGACGAAGGGAUUCACCGCCACCUAGGAGAAGGAGAGAUAGUUCGACUCCGCCUAGGAGGAGGUAG
This is a messenger RNA of Kwoniella mangroviensis CBS 8507, 2484 nucleotides long. RefSeq names its product pre-mRNA-splicing factor CWC22. Gene Ontology annotation, molecular function: RNA binding; protein binding. The record is from RefSeq and is a predicted model, not a curated record. Lineage: Eukaryota; Fungi; Basidiomycota; Tremellomycetes; Tremellales; Cryptococcaceae. Gene Ontology annotation, cellular component: catalytic step 2 spliceosome. Gene Ontology annotation, biological process: mRNA splicing, via spliceosome. The coding region runs from base 1 to 2484 and encodes 827 amino acids. The transcript has 7 exons.